AUGCAACAUUUCAAACAAUAUCUUACGAGAUAUUAUACAUGGUUUCGUCAUAGCAACGAAUUAGAACCAACGUUUGCUUUCUGUAAUGAUAUUUUGGUGCAAAAUGUUGAUGGCGCUGAGCGCUUAUGGGAUAUUCAGGAUAUCGUCAAGAAGUUCCGGUUCGCGUGGGGUGUGCCGAAAAUUAGAACUUGUCAAGCGAAGAAAGUGACACGUAAAUUUGAUAAGCAUAGAACGUUAGAACUCAAAACGAAACUAGUGACCUGUCAUAUUUGUGGCAGUUAUCAUGAUUACGACAAAAUAUGCGCAACUUGCUACAAGAAAAUACAAGAAUUGACCAACUUGAUGAAAUCCAAAAUUAUGGCCUACAAUCCUUAUAUUGGAGAAAAACAAUCAACAAAUGUGAAAUUUGAAGAUGAUCCACGUCCUGACUCCAGUGAGACAGACCAAAAUAAUGAAGACGCUAAAGUUUCGACCGACCGAACAGAGAGAAAACGAAUUGUUGAGUUAGGAAUUCCACGACCAACAUGGUUUAAGCCCAAAUUUAUAGACAAUUCUGUUACGAGUAAACAGUAA
Molecule: messenger RNA, 573 nt
Organism: Brugia malayi
Lineage: Eukaryota; Metazoa; Nematoda; Chromadorea; Rhabditida; Onchocercidae
Gene: Bma-mrpl-32
Product: ribosomal protein L32 containing protein
Exons: 3
Coding region: 1-573 (190 amino acids)
Source: RefSeq, a predicted model, not a curated record